AGCGAGGUAAAGCGCCAUCACUCAGGCUCAUUCUGAAAGUAGAACCAACACUAACUUUACGUCCUGGCGAUGUGGUUUGGCAACAGACGAGCAGGCUCUAUCUUUUAUUUCAUUAUUACCAUUGUCUUUAAGCGGAGAUUCACCUGAUCGUGUUAUCUUGAAUCUGUCAGAGGAAAGGUCAGUCACCCUCAUGCGUCCUCGGAGAAGUUAGACAAGCACCGAAGCUGUCAGUGAUUGUUUCCCUGAAGAGGAAGUUUUCUAACCUGAACAGGCGUCAGCCGCUGGUGUGAGGAUGCUUUUCUCUGAAGAACAGACCUGGAGGUAACCCCGCAUUGACUUUGCUGUUACCCACCCUCUCAUCCAGGAGUGGAGAUGGUCCACUGGACCACACAAUGGGGGACAUGCGUCUGGUUCCAGACUCUUCUGGCCUUUGCCCUGGCCAACUGUUCCUCACUUGCCCCCAACCCAGUCAACUACUCUGUAGUUUACACCAUGCCAUUUUUCCAGGCCAAGAGCCCCAUCCAGAACAUAGUCAACAACUCAUUUUAUCAGGAGGUGUAUGUUGCUUCUCAGAAUGUGAUUGAGGCUGUCAACAGGAGCUUGGAGAAGGUGUGGGAGCUUAGCACUGGGCCAGUGGGAAGCCCGCAGUGUCAAAUAUGCAAUUUGUGUGAAGUUGAUAAAGAUCCCAAUUUCCUAGAGGACACAAACAAUCAGGUCUUGCUGCUGGAUACUCUCUUCAUGUAUUUAUACUCUUGUGGAAGUUCUCAAUAUGGUGUAUGCUAUUUUCACCAACUUACCUCAGAUGGGGAGUCCCCUUCUCUUUCUAAGUGUUUGUUCAGGAAGGAUUCAAACUCUGCCGCCUACUGUCCUGACUGUGUGGCUAGCCCUCUGGGUACCAAAGUGACAAUGGUUGAAGAGGGUCAGACAGUGUACUUCUUCGUUGCCACCACUGUCAAUGAUAGUGUGACCCAGCGUUAUGGAAGGAAGUCUUUAUCUGUGCGUCGACCACUGGCGACAGAGGAUGGGUUUUACAGUGACGUGCGUGGCCUGACAGUUCUCCCUGUCUUGCGAAGGACAUACCACAUAGAAUACGUCUACAGCUUUUUCACUCAGGAGUUUGUCUACUUCCUCUCAGUUCAGCGAGAGAGCCCUGAUCAGGGCUCAUCACCAUUUCAGACCCGCCUGGGCCGUCUCCCACGGAAUGAAUGGGAGAUGAAGAGGUACCGUGAGGUGAUCCUAGAGUGUCGCUUUGAACCGAAACGCCGCAGAAGGAAUGCUGCCAGUGAACCAUAUAAGGAUGUGGUUUACAAUGUGGUUCAAGCAGCCCAUUUUGGCAAGGCUGGCAGGGAGCUGGCAGAGGAGCUAGGGGCAGAGGAGGAAGAUGACAUCCUCUACGGGGUUUUUGCUGUUACUGAUGACAAUGGGAUGACAGAACACGACUCCGCCCUGUGCGCCUUCCCAAUGGACAACGUGAACAAAGCCAUCGCAGAUGGGGUGGAUGACUGCUGUGAGUCUGGACCAGAGCAGCUCUCCAGAGGGCUCUGCCAUUUUCAACCUUGUGAGAGCUGUCCACAUGAGAGCAUGGAGAACAAUGCCACAUGCAGAGACCAUCCUACUAUGGUGUCAAAGCCGUACUACAGAGUGGACCUCUUCAAUCGGCAGAUGACUGAUGUCCUGCUCACAUCUCUGCUGGUCACAACCAUAGAGAACAAGACUGUGGCUCAUAUCGGCACCUCUACUGGACGCCUGCUGCAGCUUGUAUUGACGAGAUCCAGCCCAAUAAUCUUCGCCAACUACUCUUUGGUUGAGAACAAGAGAGUCUCUUCUAUCGCUGCUGUCUACUCAUCAGAGUAUCUUCUCUUUGUUGUUGAAGAUAAGAUGUUCCAGGUGCCUCAGAGAGGGCCGGGCUGUCAACACUUCUUGACUUGCGCUAUGUGUCUGACAGCCCCUAAGUUUAUGGGCUGUGGCUGGUGCUCUGGAGUGUGCUCCUGGGAGAGCGAGUGUCACAGUCACUGGAGGAACGAGUCCUGCCCACCAGGGAUCACUGGGUUCUUUCCACGGACUGCUCCCCCUGAUGGUCAAACAGAGCUUAUGGUGUGUGGAUGGGAGUUCCAGUCUCCUUUAAGACCUACCAUUACCCCCAGAACCCACCUGAUUAGACUGGGUCAGACAGCCUGCACUGUGCUUCCAGUCAAAAGUAACAUCACACACCUGGUGUGCAAGAUUCGCUCUGGGGUCACAGACCUGUCAAAACCAGUCAAUAUUACCGUGGAGGUCCAUGAGGGGAAGGUGGACGGUCGUUACUCUAUUGACGGGAAGGCGGAACUGCCAGGAUUUACAUUUGUGAUUCCAAACAUCACAGAAAUCCAGCCCAACUAUGGGCCUCGUGUUGGGGGAACUCUCAUCACAGUGACUGGGCCUCACUUGGACGCUGGGAAGACCAGAAAAGUCACUCUUAAUGACAUGCCCUGUCCCAUAAAAAGUGUCACAGAGCCUAAAGGCGAUGUGUCCUCCAUCAUCUGUCUGUCCCAGCAAAUCUCAGAGGUGAGGGAUGUUCCUCUGAGUGUUUUUAUCGACAAGUCUCCGGUUCUUACAACAAAGGUGUUUUACUACAAAGAAAACCCAAAGGUUACUGCUGUCCUGCCCAGCUGUAGUUUUGACAGGGGGUCUAAGAUUGUGAUUGAGGGGGAGAACCUGGAUUCUGUUUACCGCACCUUCAUCCGCUUUAAACCCAAUGAGAGUCACUUAAAGCCUGUGACAAGGGAGUGCAUAGGCAAGUCCCUGCCUACAAGGAUGGAGUGUCUCUCUCCUGUGUUCCACAGAGACGAAACAGAAGAAGGAGAGCUUUCCUUUGACAUGGACGGAGCUCUGGGGCUUUGGAACAAAGAGUUCUCUUAUCACCCCUAUGGCCAGCCCAUACCUUUUGAAACUGAGGGCCAUGUGCUGAAUUUAUACCCUGGAUUUGAUGAGGUGUCAUUACAUCAUCAAAAGCUGAAUCUGGUGAGCUCCUGUAUGACCAUCAUUAUGACGGUGGCAGGUGUAAAUUGUGAUGCUAAAGUCCUGGAUAAUGAAAUCACCUGCAGGAUACCCAAAAAUAUGACCAUCACCAGUGAGGGGCUGCCAGUGAAGAUCUCCAUCAACGGACAGGUCCACAACGUUGGUGUGGUGGUGAGGGUCAACAACCACUACAUGGUGGGCAUUGUUCUGGGGAUCCUGGCGGCUCUUGUGGCUGGGGCGGUGCUGGCCUUUGUCGUCAUGAAACACUUGAGGAAGAAGAAGAAAGCCUCCAUGGUAGAGAGCCGCUUGGCUGACAGUGUGAACCGCUCUAUAACAAAUAACGUGGAGCUGUCUCCUGUUGGGGACUACAGGAGAGUAGUAUCUCUGAAUCCCCCCACCCCGCUGGUGGGCCAGGUGGUGUUCCCCAGUCUGGCUUAUGCUGCAGGCAGCAUUGAUCCUACCCUCACUCCCCUCAUGCCUCAAGAUAAGAUCUCCAUCUCCAGUUUCAGGCCAGAGCUGCUGGAGGAGGUGAAGGAUGUUCUUAUUCCUGCUCAGAUGCUGCUGGUGCAGCACCACCGCAUCAUAGGGAAGGGUCAUUUUGGGACCGUCUAUCAUGGCUAUUUCACAGAUCACAACAACAGAGAAAUUCACUGCGCUGUCAAGUCUUUGAAUAGAAUAACAGAUGUUGAGGAGGUGGAGCAGUUUCUGAAGGAAGGCAUCAUAAUGAAGGGUUUCCACCACAGCAAUGUGCUUUCUCUGCUGGGCAUACUCCUGCCAAAGGAAGGGCUCCCUCUAGUGGUGCUACCAUACAUGAAGCAUGGGGACCUGCGGCACUUCAUACGCUGCGAGAAGAGGAACCCUACUGUUAAGGAUCUAAUCGGGUUCGGGCUGCAGGUUGCCAAGGGGAUGGAAUACUUGGCUCAGAAGAAGUUUGUGCACAGAGACCUUGCGGCACGUAAUUGCAUGCUGGACGAGUCAUACACGGUCAAGGUGGCAGACUUUGGCAUGGCCAGAGAUGUUUUUGAUAAGGAGUAUUACAGUGUUCAGGAUCACAGGAAAGCUAAGCUGCCAGUCAAGUGGAUGGCUAUUGAGAGUCUGAAGACACAGAAAUUUACCUCCAAGUCUGAUGUGUGGUCCUUUGGUGUGCUGAUGUGGGAGAUGCUGACCAGAGGAGCCAGCCCUUACCCAGAGGUGGACCCUUAUGACAUUACACAUUACUUACUGAAAGGCAGGAGGCUACCCCAGCCUCAGUACUGCCCUGACCCCUUGUACAGCGUGAUGCUUCAAUGCUGGGACCCUGAUCCCGAACUGAGGCCCAGCUUUGCCACAUUGGUGUCAGCCGUCUCUACCAUUCUGUCUGGCCUGGAGGGAGAACACUACAUCAGUCUGAACAUCACCUAUGUGAACCUGGACCAACCCCGGCCUUACCCCGCCCUCACUGAGUCUGCUGACGAAUAUGACUCCACAGAUGUUGAAGACUCAUGCUCAGUCUCUUCCUGAGCCUCUCUUCUCAGACUUUACACGGAUAUCAGUAAUAGCAGCAAGAGCAUAAAAAGGAAACCUUGUUAUGCCACCACAGUGUCUCUUAUCAGAAAGCAUCUGAAACAAUUCCAGUUCCUGUUUCAAAUGUUUGUGUGCAUGAAAGUGGCUUUUAAAUACCUUCAACUGGCAUAGAAGAUCCUCAGGCGAACAUGAAAGUGUGUGCUUUUUAAGACUAGCUGAGUGAAGUUAAAGAACAGGUACUUCCAUGCUACAAGAUGUCACUGAUGAUACAUGUAACCAGUUUUUAGUUAUAGUAUAUAAGCUAACCCAACAAAUCAAGUCUGGUUAACACUUGUUACAUACUCCAUGAGAAGCUGGCUUACACAGCGUGCAGCUUCACCAGCUAGCUUGUGAAAGAAAAAGAAAGACCUGUUUCAGACUAUUCAGAUAUACAAGUCUGUCUCACAUAUCAUUUUAUUUCUUGCCCAGCUAGAAUUAUAUAAAUUACAAUUACAAAGUCAGUGUUUCCCAGUGUUGCUAACAGUAUUGAGGAAAUAAGUAAAAGGAAGCCAAACCACAAUGGAAAGUUAAGUCCAUGAUACUCUGUUCCACAUUUCUUUAUUUUACAGCUUAUAAUGUACCAGUACAGCACCAGGGCAAACAGUUUUAGUUGGCCUAUGUUUGCCCACAUUUGUAUUUCAACAGUGCAGGAUAUCUGACUUCACGAGUCCUGCACAGAAACCACGACCAAACUUCACUGUCUUUAAUCCAUAAUGUAUAUGUAGUGACUGUUGGAGGUGGACAUGAGACGGAGAAUAUUUCUGUACCCUGUUCAACCAUAAAGGUGCAUCCAGCUCUUAGUGCUCUGUGUUCCUGUGACUAUACACCACUGAUUACACUGAAUUAUUUAUUUUUCUACCUACAGCAUAGUAUACUGUUACAUCACCAAGCCCGUGUAUUUAUAUGUUUUGGCAUUACAUCCACACUUUUGCUUCAAUUUUUUUGUCAGUGUACUGAAAGUUAUUUUGAUUUAUACCACAAUGCUCCAAGGCAUAAUGUUCUGCAAACUGUCACUCAUUUACUUGUAUAUCUGACACAAUGUCUUAAACUUAGUGUAAUAAAAUAAGUAUUUAUUUGUUUAUAGAUUUGUUCUCAUGCUGUGGACUUGAAGUAAAUGUUUGAAACUAUUAACUGUCUGCCUUUGCAGUCCCUCUAAGUCACAGAAACAUGUCCAUAUGUGUUGUUUGUUAAGAGUUAACUCAUUGUCCUUUGCUGCAUUUUUCCUCCAGAGGGCAGUGUUCUGUCAAAAAUUGGAGAGCAGUGCUCCUGAAAAUGUUCCCAGAAAAAUGGAUGCAGCUUUUUUUGUGUGCAUUCAGUAACAUUGGAAUGUGAAUCCCAAGUCUCUCCUUCAUCUUUAAAAUCUGCCCAAUAAGUAUUUUUGAAUAUGAUAUUAAAAGCACUACGAUCAAGCAUC
Molecule: messenger RNA, 5953 nt
Organism: Notolabrus celidotus (New Zealand spotty)
Lineage: Eukaryota; Metazoa; Chordata; Actinopteri; Labriformes; Labridae
Gene: mst1rb
Product: macrophage stimulating 1 receptor b
Exons: 21
Coding region: 373-4497 (1374 amino acids)
Biological process (GO): positive regulation of kinase activity; cell migration; nervous system development
Cellular component (GO): signaling receptor complex; membrane
Molecular function (GO): protein binding; ATP binding; transmembrane receptor protein tyrosine kinase activity
Source: RefSeq, a predicted model, not a curated record